CCGCAUCAUUCGUCGCGAACUGUUCGAUAGCCGCAGAUCAAAACUCCAACCAAAUAUCACCAUGAAGUUCCUGAUUGUCUUCGUUGCCCUCUUCGCCGUGGCUCUGGCCGCUCCUGCCGAUCCGGAGGCUAAAAUCGUGCGAUCGGAAUCCGACGUUGGACCCGAGAGCUUCAAAUACGACUGGGAGACUAGCGAUGGUCAGGGAGCUCAGGCCCAAGGUGUGCUGAAGAACAUUGGAUCCGAGAAUGAGGCCAUCUCCGUCCAGGGAUCCUACCGCUUCGUGGGCGAUGAUGGUGUCACCUACGAAGUCACCUACAUCGCCGAUGAGAACGGAUUCCAGCCCCAGGGUGCCCAUCUGCCCGUUGCCCCCGAGGCUUAAGCCAUCCAAAGUUCUUUGUUGAUAUUGUUUAGGAAAGAAAAAGAUCUUAAAUGAAAAUUUAAUUAAAAUAUAAAACUAAUAUGUAAAUAA
Molecule: messenger RNA, 469 nt
Organism: Drosophila biarmipes
Lineage: Eukaryota; Metazoa; Arthropoda; Insecta; Diptera; Drosophilidae
Product: larval cuticle protein 65Ag1-like
Exons: 2
Coding region: 62-379 (105 amino acids)
Cellular component (GO): chitin-based extracellular matrix
Molecular function (GO): structural constituent of chitin-based larval cuticle
Source: RefSeq, a predicted model, not a curated record